Messenger RNA from Lycium ferocissimum, 2600 nucleotides. Its product is annotated as probable ADP-ribosylation factor GTPase-activating protein AGD14. Gene Ontology annotation, molecular function: GTPase activator activity. NCBI's taxonomy places the organism in Eukaryota, Viridiplantae, Streptophyta, Magnoliopsida, Solanales, Solanaceae. The record is from RefSeq and is a predicted model, not a curated record. The transcript is spliced from 13 exons. Bases 209 to 2353 code for a protein of 714 amino acids.
UAAAACUAAUAAUGCAGGAUGUUAAUGAUUAGGAAUUUGAAAAAAGGAAUCUGAAAGGCGGAGAGAGAGAGCGAGGGAGCUGCUUCAUGCCUCUCUCUUCAUACAUACAUACAUAUAUCUCCUUCACAUAAAUUCAAAUAAAUAAUACUAAAACCCUAGGUUUUCAUCAAUCAAUUUCCCCAAAAUGUGUUGUUGUUGUUGAGGGGAAAUGAGUAGCAGCAGGAGAGAAGAAGAGAGGAACGAGAAGAUAAUAAGAGGGCUUUUGAAGCUCCCUCCCAAUCGCAAAUGCAUCAACUGCAAUAGCUUGGGUCCCCAGUAUGUAUGCACAAACUUUUGGACCUUUGUCUGCAUGACAUGCAGCGGAAUACAUCGUGAGUUUACUCACCGUGUGAAGUCAGUUUCCAUGGCUAAGUUUACGUCCCAAGAAGUGGAAGCUCUUCAAAAGGGUGGUAAUCAGCGGGCCAGAGAGAUAUAUUUAAAAAGCUGGGACCCGCAAAGUCAAUGGCUUCCUAAUAACAGCAAUGUUGAUAAAGUGAGGGACUUUAUUAAGACCGUCUAUGUUGAGAAAAGAUAUGCUGGGGCACAGUCCUCUGAAAGACCUCCUAGAGAUACUCAGAACUUGAGAAACAACGACGAUGAUAUGAGAAGAGCAAGUUCUUACCAUUCCUAUUCCCAAAGUCCACCAUAUGACUUUCAGUAUGAAGAACGGCGUUACGGGAAACAUGCACCAGUACUCUCUAGAAAGCCUGGAUCAGAUCGAGGACUUUAUGAAGGAAAAGUGUCGAGUUUCUUGAGUCCUAGUCGUUUAAGUGAUCAUAUCUAUGAGGAUAGGUUUGCUAAUGAAGGAUCGAAUCCCAGAGCGUCAGAUUACUCUGUGUCUAGUGGAGGUGAUCCAUUCAGGGCUGAAGCACAGUCCCCCAGCUUCCAGAGAGGCAUGGGAAGUCCCUUAAGUGACACCUCAAGGGAUAUUUCAUACGAAGAUGUACGGCAUGUCAAGAAAGAUGCUGGAAGAAUAUCACGAGCACAGAGACCUGGAUCUUCUGGAAGUUUUGAAUCGUUUGACAGCAACUCCUUGUCAUUCAAGUCUGUAAAUUCUCUUGGUUUAUCGGAUGUUACUUCAGAAUCAAAGCAAACAAUUGAGAUCCACUCUAGUAAAUUGUCAACUUUACCCUCUUUGCAACGAUCAUCGGGACCUGGAAAUUCAAAUGCCCCAGAUCUGUUCAAUGCUCCCUCAGUUCCUCAAACCGCUCCGCCUACAGUUUCAACAAAGUCUCAUUUGCCAGUUGGUAAUUCACAUCAAUCACCUUCAUCUUUGGACUUAUUCUCAGAGGUGCCAAACCUGCCUUCAGCUGCAGGUGCUGAUCAAAAACCAUCAUGUGAAGUCACUUCCAAAAAUGAAGGAUGGGCAACAUUUGAUAUGCCACAGCAUACAGAAACAACUGGCACCGACCAGUUCGCCCCGGCACCGACACCUGCUUACUGUCAUAAUUCUUUUGACUUCUUACCUGAAAAGACACAGCAGCAAUCGGGUGUUACAUCCAAUCAGAAGUCAUUGGAUGUGGUUCCUCAGAGAAAUGAUGGAUGGGCAACAUUUGAUGUCCCUCAGCACCUGGCACUCACUGCCAGUAAUAACUUUGCCUCCAACAAGAUUCCAUUUAAGGCUGAUUCUCAACCGACUUUGGACCCAACUUUCUCUGUCAUGCAAUGGCCAUCACCGGUAGAAUCUACUCCUCAGGGACCAGACAUUAGAGAGUCUACUGCUUGUGCAUUAAAUUUAUCAAUGGCUGCUCCAUUUCAUGCAGUUGUGCAGAAUGUUGAAGCUACUCCAAGUGGAAGAAGCACUGACUUGUGGAGUGCCUUCGAUGUUUCUAAUGACAAGAUUGCUGAUGAUCAGUACAUGGGCUUAAGAGGAGUAGAGAAUGUGGCUACAGGUCAAAGUCAAAGAGCUGUGCUGGAUAGUGGAAAUCCUAUUACUAGUUUGCCAUCAUAUGUCAGUGCCUCAUCCUCUGGAUUGUCCGCUCUUCCUGUAGGGACAGGACUGCAUUCACAUGCAAAUGAGCCGAAGUCCAACAACCCAUUUGAUCUGCCUUACGAUGCUGACAUGGAAUGCAGCAAUAUGCCUCAGUACUGGGACAUGAGCUCAUUACAAGCUGCAUUGCCAAGUGACGAGAUGCCAACUUCCUUUGUUGGUGGUGUGAACGAAUCUUGGUUUCCCCAGAACCCAGCAACAGCUUAUGUUCCAGCUGGACAGCAAGGGACAUUAUUCGUUUCCGCACAACCAGCUGGCAAUCAAAUAUCGAACGUCCCGACACAUGGGCCAGUUGCUCCAAUUGGCGGAAAUCCAUUUGCAUAGGAUUGUGUUCAUAUAUUCAACUAGUUGUUGGAUCAGCUAGGUUAUUCUUUCAACUUUUAGAUUCCUAUGUAUUUCAUGUUUUGGCCAUGUUUGUAUUGUUCAAAAAAGAGACAACUAGGCAGAAAUGACCAAAUUCCAAAGGCCGGUAGGCAGUGCUUCUUUCUUGUUGAGGCCUACAGUGUGUUCUGAUACUAUAGUCCUAUAGUUGAUGUGAUCUUAAAUGUUUUAAGAGUCUCUUUGUUGGCUA